Auanema sp. JU1783 is the source of this 1146-nucleotide messenger RNA. NCBI's taxonomy places the organism in Eukaryota, Metazoa, Nematoda, Chromadorea, Rhabditida, Rhabditidae. The record is from the annotation of a GenBank genome assembly.
AUGCUUCGGAUAGUGGCUGUUCUAGCCCUUGUGGCUUUGGGUCAAGCCCAAGACUGCUCUACUCCAACUGGAUCUAGAGAAGUUUUUGGAAAGUACUUGCAAUGUAUAAAGGAAGGUCUCGAUGCCAACUAUGGAAUCUAUGAAGACGAAAUCCGAGAGCACGGAAGAAGAGCUGCCACCGCUUGCUUCGCUUCAAGCAUUGAAGAAGGAAACACUAAAGACCGUUGUGUUCUUAACGCCAACGAUCUCAACCAAGUCGCUUGGGACCGUCAUGGGCCACUUAGAGAUUGUACUAUCUGUCGUACUUUCGCUUCCGGAGCUUUGAAAGCCAUCAAGUCUACCCCUGCUGAAGAUCAAAAGUGCAUCCGUCAAGAGAUCACCAAAGCUAUCGCCCGUGAAGCCACCUAUUGCCUUCGUAAAAAGAUCGCCGACUUCCCAGGAGUUCCAGAAAUUCCAGAUUUGGAGGAAGGAAGUUUCAACUUCAAGGACUCUGUUAUCUCUUCUUUAUCUGACCACAUUCUCAUUCACUCUCGUUUGACUUUCUGUGGUGAACGUAAACCUCAACGUGCUUCUAACACCCGCAGCUGCUUGAACAACCCAUUCGUUGGAUAUCUCGCUGAACACUGCAAAGUUUUGUCUAGCUGUGAUGCUCGUCUUGCUGUUGGAAGCUGUGCUCAGACCAUUCCUAACACCAGAUCUGCCACUUGCUCUUGUAUCAAUGAGGCUCGCGAUGACUUGAAGAAACGCAUUGCUUCUAUCUCUCAAGUCUUCCAUGAUCUUCUCAAUGGAGGUUUCGGAGGAGUAUCUAUUGGAUCAUCCAACAAGGUUGAUGUCUGUGUUGCCAACAUCAAGAAGCAAAUGAUCACACCAGUCAACGAUUGGGUUACUGUUAUUGACUCUGCUCUCUCCAACUGUAUCAAGAACAGACCAGCUGGCCAGAACCUUGGAAUGGAAGCUAUGCUCAACGUUGGAUGUCGCAAAGUUAUUGCUGAUACUACUGGAGCUGCGUCAAGCCAACUUAAGACUGGUUUUGAUUUUGUUAACAAUCUCAUUGACGCCAUGGUCGAAAGAAGUGGACGUUUCUGUGGAGGAUCUCACUGUCUUCAGGUUCGUCUUUCGACUUCGAAUGUGCGUGUGAGAGUGUGA